Molecule: messenger RNA, 3549 nt
Organism: Nerophis lumbriciformis (worm pipefish)
Lineage: Eukaryota; Metazoa; Chordata; Actinopteri; Syngnathiformes; Syngnathidae
Source: RefSeq, a predicted model, not a curated record
AUGUCACUGGCCAGCGAAGCUCAUUUUGAUGCCACAGGGAGCUUGGUGGAUAAAAGAGCGACUAUUUGUGUUGUACCUGAUCUUUCCUCCGACCUCCUGGAGGACGAGUUUGACAUGAACAGGUCUUACCCUUGUGCACGGAAAUCAUUGCAGAAAAGAAACUUGCUGGAAUUGCACCGACGUUAUUACUGUGAAUCUUCCUCAGCAAGAAAGCAUCCUGACUCGGACACCUCUCUUGACGUAGUACCACGCCUGCCCACAAUGUCGGAAUCAGAAGACAAUCUUUUUGAUCGUCUUAUCUCGACAAAUUGUGGGCUGCCCGGCCCUCCAUUGGCCGUCAACCCAAAUAAAGUGCUUCUGACUGUAGAUUGUAAAAGCAGAGAGAUAAUAUCAUGUAAUGAUGAAGCUUCCAAAUUGUUUUCAUGCACCCCUGAUGAGUUGUGUGGAAAAAAGCUGAUGUGCAUUUUGAAGAAAACCACACAGGUCUUGGAAGAGGCGUUGCCUGAGGACUAUCUGCUUAAGGAUGGCAGUGUUGCAUCCAGUUUGGGGAAAGUGGUUGAUGUUGUGACAAUGUUUGGUGAAGUUCCAAUGUUGGUGUGCACCCACAGGGAGUCACAAAAUGGAGAAGAACAUAUCCUUGUCAAGAUGGAGAACGUGCAACGGAUUUCCGCCUCUCUGACGUUUUCGCAAGAUGGCAGUAUUCUUACCUGUGACUCAGCAUUUGCUCAUCUCCAUGGUUACCACCAUCCUGAGGACUUAAAAGGACUUUCUGUUAUGGAGCUAAUCCCCUCUUUACAAAUCCCCCUGCACUGUCAAGCAUUGCCUAAAAUGCUGAGGGUUCAGAGAGUGUGUGGUAAAAGUAGAGAAGGUGCAUCAGUGCCACUGUGUGUUAAGCUUCAGGGGGCGGUAGAGUGCGCGAGACCCCAGCAACAACAUUCUUCGGAGAGUUUUGCUGGAGAAGAUGCAUGUAAGAAAAAUGACUCUAAUGCUGAACAAUGUUAGCAGUCGUCUGGCAUCAAGGGAGACAGCAGAGUUAUCUCCCCCAGCCCCACUUUGGAGUACAACGGAACAGUCUGGGCGUUCGCCCCACUGAGCGGCCUCCUCCUCCUGCGAGCUGAUGGUUCAAUCUGCAGCAUCAACAAUCAACAGGCUCUCAGUCUGUUUGGGUACAGCAAAAACGAGCUGCUCGGAAAGUGUGUCACUUUCCUCAUGCCCGGUUUCUAUGGAUGGGUGUCCGAUUCGAUCAGAAAGAGCAGUUCAUUCCAAGGGACUCAAGCUGAGGCUGCUAAAAGUACAGCAAAAUCUGAUGCGGACCCUUCUUCUUUGGUGGCUGGAGACAUGGCAAUGGUACACGAGGCCUGCCGGAGGAGAUCCUCCACAGGAAGAGGCAGGAUCUUCACUGGGAACUGUACCAAGCUGGACAAACAAGGAAGUGCUUUGUUGACUCUGUCCCCUCCUGCUGUCUCCUCCACACGUGUGGUGAAUGCGAAUGACACCCAAGAACUGUUGGAGCAGGCGGCCCAGGUAGCUGCCACCAUUAGUAGCCACUCCUCAGACAUGGGUGAAAGAACUGAGGCUCUCCUGAAGACUUUUGCCUGGGUGGAGCGUCCAGAGGGAGAUGCCACCUGUGUAAUUUCCACUGAGCAACUGGGAUCGAAAUAUGAACAGGCGCUUCUUGAAAAUGAUAUCGAUGCAGGUAUUAGCACAAAGAAUGGACAUGCUUUUGGGGCCAAAGACAAAUGCAUAUCUACAACAUCAGUCCUGCAAGACUCCAGCUUUGAGGUCAUUUCAAUUGAGAGCAGAUCUUCCUCCGGCUUUUGUGAAAGGAUUGCUGGCCAGGGUGGUUCUGAUCCAUGUCGGGCUGAGGUCAGCUGUUUCCUGGACGUUAACAGCAACGGCGAUCUGGUGACUCGAGCCCUGGCUGAUCUAGAUCUGAGCAGCGCUGUUGUUGUCAGCGUCCGAGCGGGCAGCGAUGAAAACCAGAACUCCAUGACGUCCUGCGAUACGGCCGAGCUGCUACGCACACCCUCCCCCUGCGACCUCGACCCAGAAGAUCGGCCUGCCAGCCCUGAUAAAGAGACCAAAUAUCGCUCCACUGAAGAGCAGUCAGAGAACCAUAUGGAUCAAUGGCCUGCUCUUUCUUCCAUUCACAAAGAAAGCGGCCAGGAAUUUUGCAUACCUGGCAGUAAUGAAGUUCAAUCCACUGAUGACCUUCCUGCUACAUCAACACCAAAGAAACAGAAGAUGAUAGAGCUUGCACUCAAGUCAGACAUGCCCCGGUUACUGGAAGGACGUUUUGAAGGAAGUGCUUACCACAGAGACGGCACAAGAGUUGAGGUGCAGUGCGACAUUGUCCGGGCUGAUCUUCCCGAUGGAACCCGAAUGUACUGCGUGUGGGUGAGCAAGCCAGGCCAACAUUGGUCAGUUUCACAAAGCGAUCGAUCCCUUGACAAAUCAACAGCCAGUCUUGGAGAGAGGAUCGGAGAGGUGUGUCAUGGUGAGGCGCUGCGCUCCACCUUGGACCUCGAAAAUUCUCGGGCAUGCGAUGGGCAGUUUGAAGAAGAGUACAAGCCUAUUAAAGCUGUCGGGAAAGGAGCUUUUGGAUUUGUCUGGAGGGCAAUACGGCGCUGUGACGGGCAGGAAGUCAUUGUGAAGUUUAUCAGCAAGGCGAGGAUCAUCAGUGACUGCUGGGUAGAUGACCCUAUGUUGGGUCGAGUCAGUCAGGAGAUCGCCAUCCUGACUCGAGUGCAGCACCACAACAUCGUCAAGGUGCUGGAGGUGUUUGAAAACGGCAGUUACUUUCAGAUGGUGAUGGAGAAACACGGAGAUGGUUUGGACCUUUUUGAAUUCAUUGACAUGCAGCCGCAGCUGGAUGAGCCCUUGGCGAGCUACAUCUUUCGACAGCUUGUCGCAGCGAUCUUUUACUUGAGGUCAAAGAACAUCUUGCAUCGAGACAUUAAAGACGAGAACAUCAUCAUUGACAAGUGUUUCCACAUUCGCCUCAUCGACUUCGGGUCUGCGACAAUGAUGGCUCCAGGGAAGCUUUUUUACAAUUUCUGCGGUACAUUGGAGUACUGCUCCCCUGAGGUACUCCAAGGAAACCCCUACGAGGGUCCGGACUUGGAGAUGUGGUCUCUUGGGGUUUUGCUCUACACAUUGCUGUUCAGUGAAAACCCCUUUAGUGGGGUAGCUGAAAUCCUGGAAGCCAAGAUCAAUCCCCCUUUUCCCCUCUCCUCAGAAUUACACACUUUGUUGUGUGGGCUGCUGCACCCUAAGCCCACCCAAAGGAUGACACUGGACCAGCUGCUUUUGCAGUCCUGGAUUACCCAGCCCAUUUCGCUGGCCGAAUACACUUGGACGGAGGUGUUCCCCGAAACGCAAAACAAUUGCUCACCUCAGCACCAAUAUGCCAGUCCCCAAAGAUAUGCAGGACAAGACUUGUUCCCAGAUGAAGGUGAUGACACUCUCCCAGAUGAAGAGGAUGACGAAGAACGCUUGUCCAUGGUGGCCUUGGAAUCAGAGCUGCAGAAGUAUCUCAAUGAAAACUAG